Messenger RNA from Fusarium pseudograminearum CS3096, 951 nucleotides. RefSeq lists its product as uncharacterized. NCBI's taxonomy places the organism in Eukaryota, Fungi, Ascomycota, Sordariomycetes, Hypocreales, Nectriaceae. The coding region runs from base 1 to 951 and encodes 316 amino acids. Gene Ontology annotation, molecular function: oxidoreductase activity. The transcript has 4 exons. The record is from RefSeq and is a predicted model, not a curated record.
AUGCGUUUCCCCUCACUUACCCUCCCAGCUCUUUGUGCUGCGGCUGCGGUCCCCAAGUCCUGCGAAAACCCAACAAAGCGUAUUGAAUGGCGACAGCUCGAUCAGUUCGUCCGUCAGCAAUAUGUCGACGCUGUUCUGUGCCUCACGACAAAGCCUUCAAGGAUCGGUCUGAACUCGACACUCUACGACGAUUUCCCUUAUGUUCACUCUCAACUUGACAAGCAGAUCCACUCCGUUGCCUCUUUUCUGCCUUGGCACAGAUACUUUGUCAAUGUUUAUGAGGGUGCAUUGAAAGAAUGCGGCUAUGAAGGAGUCAUGCCAUACUGGGACUGGUCCCUCGAUAGCGAUGACGUGCCCAAGUCUGCCAUCUGGGACGCAAAGACUGGAUUCGGCGGAAAUGGUAGCCCCAACAGAACCGAGUCCAUCUACAACGGAAGGGAUGUCAGAAAGUGUCUCGAUGAUGGACCGUUCAAGGUUCUCCAUCCUGAAUUUCUCGGCAACAAGAGGGACCCUCAUUGCCUGUCUCGUAACUGGAACGACGGAAGUGAGAAUGUUGGAAACAUGUUGUCUGACGCUUACUCACCCGAGGUUAUCAAGAAGGUCCAAGCUGUCGAUAAGUACGAGGAGUAUCGCCAUACUCUUGAGGGUGGUCCUCACGGUGCUAUUCACAGCGCCAUUGGUGGCGACAUGACUCCCAACACUUCACCUGGUGAUCCCAUUUUCUUCCUUCACCACACCCAGAUUGAUCGCCUGUGGUCGCUCUGGCAGCAGGAGAACCCCAAGGUUCGUCUUGCUGACUUUGCCGGCGACAAGACCCAAGAUCAAUUCGCUGGAACCAAGCCGCCCCGAGCAUCUCUCGACGACGUUCUGCUUAUGAAGGGCUUGGCGGAUGAUCUCAAGGUCAAGGACUUGAUGACCACUGAGAGUUCACUGCUGUGCUACACCUACUAG